Molecule: messenger RNA, 3111 nt
Organism: Trichoderma reesei QM6a
Lineage: Eukaryota; Fungi; Ascomycota; Sordariomycetes; Hypocreales; Hypocreaceae
Product: serine/threonine protein kinase
Exons: 2
Coding region: 1-3111 (1036 amino acids)
Biological process (GO): protein phosphorylation; signal transduction
Cellular component (GO): cytoplasm
Molecular function (GO): ATP binding; protein kinase activity
Source: RefSeq, a predicted model, not a curated record
AUGCCUCCGCCCGAUGGCCGGCCCUGCACCUCGCCGCCUCUCCUGCAGCCGCAGCUCCAGACGCUUCCGCAGUCUUCGCAGCCCGCAAAGCAGAGCUUCCUGCGCAAGCUGCUGACCCGCUCCGACAGCUCGAGGAGCUCCAAGUCGUCCGCCUCGUCCGUCUCCGCCAGCCAGCAACCCGCACCCGUCUCGCCUCAGACGCCCCCUGCCGGCUCGGGCAUCGUCAAGCGCCUGUCUCGGAGGGUCGUGCCGGGCCUCCCUCGGUCCCAGACUUUCAAGCGCCAGCUGUCUGAGAGCAGAGAGCACCUGGCCCCCGUCGAGCCGUCGGCCGAGGAGCGCCGUGCCGCGUCCGUCGACAGACGAUGCCACUACCCGCAAAAGGCGGGCCGCCGCAGCCUGCGAGCUCACCCCGAGCCCCGAUCUAGUGCCCCCAGCUUCUAUGGCGAGACGCUGCACGAGACGGGCUCCAACUAUGCGCAGUCGCUGCCGGUAGACCUCGCGGACCUUGCAGAUAUCGAAGCCGCGGGCUCAACAUAUUCGGACCUGCCGCAUGCCAUUUCAACGGACAUGGACGGCAACGAGGCUGACGAUGAGUACACCGCUCAGGACGCCGUGUCCGUGGCCGACUCCCGGUCUCUCACGGCGUCUCAGUACGAAGCCAUGAUUCACGACGAGCUCGAGAGGGAGUGGAUCCUCAACCUCAGCAUGCACUUUAGGGACCGGUCGAAGCGGGAAAAGUUCUUUGUCACAUACCGCGAGCAGGAGCACAUGUGGCGCCGCGUCACCGUGUCGCUCGACUACCGCGAUGCGCCCGAGAACUCGCUCGAGUGGGAUCUCAACCACACAAAGUACCAGCGGGACAAGAGCGCCAAGAUAUACGAGGCCAUCCGCGAGAGCCUGCCGGACAUUCAGUUCUACGACACCGUGACCAACCUCAAGCUCGAGACGACGGACGGGAGGCUGCAUGUCCACGUGGUGGAAGAUGGCAAUGACAAGGAAAUCAUCCACUAUCCAAACGUCAGCCAGGUUCGCCAUCUCGGCUGCAGGCGAGUCAAGGAACGAGACAUCAUUUUCGACUCCCACAUGUCUGGCUUUGUCUACAAGGUCAGCGUGCAGGGCCACAUGCUCAUCAAGAAGGAGAUUCCCAGUCCCGACACCGUCGAGGAGUUCCUCUACGAGGUGAACGCUCUCAACGGCCUGAGGUUCUCCAGGCACGUCAUUGACUUUUACGGCGUCGUCGUCGACGACAACGACGAGCACGUCAAGGGACUGCUCAUCAGCUUUGCCGGUCAGGGCGCCCUGAUCGACAUCAUCUUUGAGAAUUGCAAGGAGAACAACAUUGGCCUCCCCUGGGAAAUGAGGGAGAGAUGGGCAAGGCAGAUUGUGCAGGGACUGGCCGACGUUCACGAAUCGGGCUUUGUCCAGGGCGACUUUACGCUGUCCAACAUUGUCAUUGACGACAACGGCGAUGCCAAAAUCAUCGACAUCAACCGCCGCGGCUGCCCAGUGGGCUGGGAGCCUCCCGAGGCAACGGCCCUGAUCGAGUCCAACCAGCGGCUGUCCAUGUACAUUGGCGUCAAGUCAGACCUGUACCAGCUCGGCAUGGUCCUCUGGGGGCUUGCCAUGCUCGAGGACGAGCCCGAGACUCAGGGGCGGCCGCUGAUACUUGGGCCGGAGAUCAACGUGCCCGACUGGUAUCGCCAGAUGACGGAGAUUUGCCUCAGCGACGACCCGCGGAUGAGGCUACAGGCGGCAUCGCUGCUGCGAAUGUUCCCACGCGUGAUGCACGGCGACGAGCACAGCGAUGCCCUGCACUCUGACCAGGAGCCGGUUCGCAUGGACAACGUCGCCAUGGCGCGCGAGUACUCUUCGGACGGAUACGGCAUUGAUCAUCACCAUGCAACGAGGGCGGCCGACCGCGAAUGGACCUACUCGGGCUCGACGUAUGCCGACAGCGGGCUGCUCCCCUAUGAUCAGCACUACUCCGCGCGCGGUCGGUCACCACCGAGCGCGCUGCCCAGCGACACGGAGGGCGAUGCCGCCAACAAGUCGGGCUGGGCAGCCAACAGGAACAUUGCUCCGUCUUACAGCGAUAGCGGCGAGAGCUACGUGCUGCCAGAAGACGAAUAUGACGUUCCCCGACAGCCAACCCCGACCCCCUCUGCGGAGAAGUUCCUGAACAUUAGUGACCGGCGUCAACGACCCCUGGGGCAGCUGAACUCGUCCCUCGCCUAUGAGAGCACCGACUACUUCACCGCCGAUGACCAGGGAGCAAAGGGAUUGGCCCCGGCGGCGCCUGAAUCAAGCUGGGGAGGAUCAGCAAGCAAUUACACGGCAGAGGAGGACACCAUAUUGGAGUCGAGCAAGGCAGCCGAAAAGGCUGUUCCCGCUGUCGUCGUGACGGAGACUCCUGACGAGGUGCCCCAGUUCAGAACCCCCGAGAUGCAGCAGGGCAGAAACUGGGGAAAGCAUGAUGACAACCGAGGCGAUGCCCGACGACAAGACUCGGCCGUUGACGUGCACCCUGAUGCCCGAGCGGCGAAUAGCCCAGAUGUGCCUGUCAGGACAAGGUCGAGCCCGAGGCUGAAGCUGUCGAAGAACACGGCCAACAUCAAGGUCAAGCGGCUCCGAAAGGUUCCGAGGGCCGAAGACGGCUACCGAUCCUCUUCCUCCCACGCAACGCCGCAUCAGACGGUGCCCAACACGCCCGUCACAGCAGAGGCCACCAGGCCGGGCGAGAGCGCUCGCGUCACGACGCCGGAAACGGAGUCGGAGCCCGACUACAUUGCGUCGCGAUCACCGGGCUUCAAGUCGCCCGACCCUCGGCAAGGAUACAAUGCCAGGGAUGCGCAAAGAGCCGGGCAGCUGCUCAGCGGAGGGGCGAGUGAGCAGUGGACCCAGGAGGAUGCUCACGGUCAGACAGACGCAGAAGGAGGCUUCAGGUAUCCGCGGCACGGGACGAUGCCCGUUUCGCUGACGGGGAUUGGAGCAGCACAUCUGGGGCUGCAGGGCGAGCUGCUGCCGGAGAAGGGGUUGAUGGACGACGAAUUCCAGUUAAUGACACGAACCGAGGCGCCGCCUCUGAUGAUUACGACAGAUGCUCAGACAUGA